Messenger RNA from Anopheles stephensi (Asian malaria mosquito), 4554 nucleotides. It is a transcript of the gene Cpes, whose product is annotated as ceramide phosphoethanolamine synthase. Gene Ontology annotation, cellular component: membrane. Gene Ontology annotation, biological process: phospholipid biosynthetic process. The transcript is spliced from 3 exons. The record is from RefSeq and is a predicted model, not a curated record. Gene Ontology annotation, molecular function: phosphotransferase activity, for other substituted phosphate groups. NCBI's taxonomy places the organism in Eukaryota, Metazoa, Arthropoda, Insecta, Diptera, Culicidae. Bases 1852 to 3021 code for a protein of 389 amino acids.
GCGUUUUUUGGUUAGUUCGUGCCUGGUACGCUUGCAAAUUCCGUGUGAUAUCUGGUUUUCGGAUAAAAAAUCCGAUUCUGCUUCACGUUAAGAUAAGCUUAGCCGUUUCUGAACACCCCGUCACUUUAACGUUUGUGCUCGUUUUGUGCAGAGUGAGUGAAAGUGCCGUUUCAACAGAGCAUCUUUGCGAAAUGUACACACAACACGAUGCCUACCCCAACGCCAUCAGGUGUGUUUUGAAGUGGCAGUGAAGCAGAUCGACCCCACACGGACGCACAAGGAAAGCCGCCCGCAAACGAAGCACCAGCUGCAGCAGUCCAGCAAAUGUUGGUGGUUCAAGCGUGAAAACCGUUUACCCCUUAGCCAGUUAAGCAAACGGCUGGAGCGUAGUGGAAUGAAGAUUUGCUAACGCGAAAACAACAAUUUCGCAAACGCAAUCGGAGUGUACAACAAAGUGAACAACGAACGUUCUUCAACGUAGCUCCUGCCACACACGCGAGUGUGUGUAUGCGUAUCGGCAAGAACGAACCGUGAGUCCAAAGGCACACUUUCCUUGAACCGUACGCAAAAAGCAAACGGGUGCGAACGAAUCGAAUCGCGAAGAAAAUCCCGCUGACCUACAAACGGAAAACAACAGUAGGUCUUGUGGAGCUGCUGCUUGUUGACCGGUUCGGUUUCACCUUCAGCAGCGCUGCUAGUGAACGACGUUGCUCCUGCACAGAAUUCUGAGUUGUUGUGAGCAAAGUGCAAUUCGUUUUUUCGUACUAUUUCAAGCUACAACCCGUACGAACCGCGAACGUAGCUGUCGCGUGACAUCAUCGAUAGUGAUUCGACGCGAAAAUAAACAUUCGCUCACCCCACAAACCCCAAGGUUAAAAGUGUGUCCAGUUGAUAGAUUUGUCUGCUGCAAAGGUACUACAAUGGGUCAACGCUAAAUUUCUGGCGGACAGUGAAAAAGGAACCGCUUCUUAGUACUUUACAGUAGCCAUCAUCGCGAAACCAUCAACAACCGAUUCUUCAAAGCCUACUGAGCGCUCUACAUCUGUACAAGUGAAAAGCAAAAGCACAGCUCGCAUCUCUCGGUGGAUUAUGAGUGCGAGUCGAUUUCCAAAGUUCCUCAAACCGGAUGACGAAUCGUUUGCAUCGGAACGCGACGCGGCACCAGCGGAUGAUCACGUAACGUCGUUCGUCUUCAACGCCCACCAGUCGCUUAAUCUUGCAGCGCAGCGCGAACGUCUGCCGAUACGCCAGUACCGUGACCAGAUUCUGUACUGUCUCGAGCACUAUCAAACGCUCGUGCUGGUCGGCGAAACCGGAUCCGGCAAAAGCACACAAGUACCGCAGUUCGUCGCUGUGUGGGGUAGCACUGCUUGAAAAGGGCGCAACGAACCUUUGGAUAUCCUCUCCCCACGCCAAGCACGCACGUGUACACGCGCGGGUCGGAAGGACGUAUAUCGUACAAGUGAGCGCGCGAACCGACCGCCAGCGACCGAACGAACGAACGGAGUAGUAGUUGUAGUAGUAGUAGUAGUAGUGUUAGUGGUGGUAGUAGUAGUCCCCAUCCUAGAAACGUGCCCGGUGUCCUAGCGCGCCUCAGUGUUGGCGGUCAGCAGCGGCAGUAUUGCAGUUGGUCUUUCGUUGUCGAUCGUGUCGGACAUCUGGUGUGUGUUCUUCUUCCAAGAAGAGAAAACACGGAAACCUUAAUUAAGUGCUAGUGAACCUGUGUUAAGAACUGUUAUUAUUGACGCUCGUUUAUAUAUCGAGGCGGAAAGGGAGGGAGGACGCGUUAUAUACUUCAAAUACAUCUGUUAGGAAAGUGUACCUAGUUGUUAACAAGUGAAAGGAAUCAUCAUGGUGGGUCCGAGCUCGCAGGUCAGCAAAAUAUUGCUGUCGCUGCUGUUUCUGCUGGUAGCGUUCUUCGCCUGGAUGGAUGUGAACCUGUACAUCCGCAUCCAGGACUACCCGAUCCGGGACACCGAUCCGUUCCUGAUGGCCGCCAACAGUACGCUGCUGAAGCCCGUGCCAGGUGGUAGCCAUGCAAGCACGGUCACAUCGCCCAUCCUCGCUCCAUCGUCCUCGAUGCCGCUACAGCUGAACAAACACAUCGUGCGGUAUGAAGAUGUAGCCUGGGUAAACUGUGACCUUAAUCCACUGUGUGACGUGACGGUGAAGGCGAUGAUGCUGGACCACACGAACCACUAUCUGUUCGCACCGAUCGCAACGAUCGUCGAUAAUGUGGCCGGCUUUUCCAAGGGCGAUCUCGUCACGCCCAACAUGAUCUCCUUUUUCCACGUGUUUGUGGCGAUAGCGGCCGGCAGGAUGAUAGCGUCGGACUCGCUGGGAUAUCGGCGUAUCGGUGUCGUUCUGUUCCAGUUCCGUACCUUCCUGGACGAUCUGGACGGUCAUGUAGCGCGCGCCAAGAAACACAUCCGUGGCGAACGUUCGGAUAUCGGGUCCGCUGGGUACUACAUCGACGGCAUCUGUGACGGGCUCGGCUGCAUAGCGCUGAUGAUCGGUGUGUUUGUGUUUUUGAAAAAUAAUCCACCCCGGCGCGGUUACACCCAGCUCCAAUCCAUCAUCCCGGUGUCGGAAUCGAAAUCUUCCGAAUCGGGUGUCAUUUAUAAGGUAAAGGUAACGACGAAGAAAGUCGCCCGGAAGGUGCUGUGCUACACCGGCAUGCUGUUGCUCAGCUCGACGGGAUGGAAUCGAUAUAUCGCCAUCUAUCAGGAUAUGCUCGAGCGGGAAAAUGUGACGCCCGCCCAGUACCUGCACCAGGAGUCGGUGUUCCGGUCGACCGGGUUCUUCUUCAUUGCCUGGCUGUGGCGUAUCUUUAACGUGCACGCGUUGCUCCACUUUCUGCUGCUAAGCAUCUUCUGUGAUAAGCUGUGGGAGUACCUGCGGAUGAUCCAGUACACCGGGUACGUGGCGCUGCUGCUGAUCAUCAGCUUUGCCGAGAUGCAUCUGCUCGGUGUGCAGACGUUUAUCUACAAAUCGCUCACCGCGAACAAUACGUCCUUGUGAUUGGGCUAAAAAAGCACAACAGUGUGUGUGUGGUGUGGUGUGGUGGAGUGACAUAUCCCCGCGUACUGCUCCGUCCCGCCGGUUAUCAGCACAUUCGUGGAAUGAAUGAAGACAACACAAACAUGCCAUCAAAAUGGCGGACCCGAUCCUACCUUUCUAUCCUCCUUGGGUUUCUUCGUUCGGGACCUUAUCAUCACAGCCGUUUGUCCGCUCUGUCGUGUUUUCCUGUAUUAUUGUGCAUUAUUGUUAGAAACCUGGCCUCUUUUAACUGCCGGAACGUACCCGGAACUAUUACGCGUAAAGUCCUAAAGCCUUAUAGCAGGGGAACCCUCGAACAUAGUACGAGUCGGUUACGGCAAUCAGCUGCUGCAGUGUAGAGCAUUACGGUAUUUGUUUAGAGAAGAGAUCGUUGUAUAUCUAUUAUGUAUGUUGGUGUAGUGAUAAGGGUGGGCUACUCUAUUAGAGGCGCGUGCUAGACGAAACAGAAAACAACAGUGAGAAGAGAACCAGCCUUCAUUAUUCUUACGAUCCUUUAUAUCUAUCUAUUCUAUAGUACGUUUAGCUGUAUUUUUAAUAUACCACAAACAUGUUUUCUACUUCAAUGUACAGUGUUCUAGGACGUCAGGAGAUUAGCAGAGGUGGUCAAGUCUUUAUCUGAAGGAACCGUUUCGAUCCAUACUGCGUUUGUACAGAGAUUAGCGAUCCAUCCUUAAAAAAAAACACAUCCUUCCCCGCGAACUUAGCGAAGAGGUUAUAUUUGUACUCUUGUAUCUGUUUCCUUUUUGAACAAACAAACAAACAAAAUGCGCCUGCGGGUGUUGUGGAAUAUAUUUAUAAAGGCAGAGGGUUUAUUCCUGUUUUUCUUAACGUUUGUGUAAGUAAUGUGACUCCGUCUCCCCCCCGGAGAAAGCGGGACGCGCGAUAAUUGUGUGCUUUUCACCACGUGCACUAAGGCCACAUUCAAUAAUGCAGCCCCACUACACCACUACUUAGCCGAAACUGCGUGCGUGACUGUGUGUGUGUGUGUGUGAUGUACAUUAACGUGUAGCGUGUACUAAUCAACAACAUCAUAAAUAAGUUCCCGGGUUUUCCCUCAUCCAUCGUAAUAAUCCUGAAUUGCUGCUGCAGAGUUGGACAUUAAGUGCUAUUUGUCACCGUCGGCGGCCCUCGCCGUAGUCGCGGGGACAUCAAAUCUUAACCUUCAAUAACGACUAAACGGAGUGAGAUGUAUGUAUGUGUGUGUGGUGUUAGUUUUUGUGAAGUGUCAUUUUGCGUUCUUGCCACAGGAAGUACAUUUAAAGUCGGCACCAGAAACAAAGAUAUAUAUCCAACAGAUAAAUAGAGAGAGAGAGAGCGCGAGAUGGUGGUUUAUUUAUAUGAAUAUAUACAGACACAUAUAUAUAUAUAUAUAUAUUAGAUCGUUGAUUGUGUGCGUGCGUGCUGUUGUAGCAGGAUUGGAACUGUGAAUGCCUAAUCAUUAUCCAUUUGGAAAAGCAACUCACAAUAAUAAAGAUUAACAAGAAUGUCCAGCUG